ACCAUACUAUACAUAGAUGUUGUAGUACGAGUGCGACCCGCAGUUAUCCACUAGUGAAGCCUACAUAGAUCAAGUUGAAGAGGCGGCUUCAUGUGAAUACUUGAUCACUGUCAAAGUUGGAUCGCUUUGUAGCUUGGAUGCUUUUGUGCCUCCAAAUCUUAAUCGAGCAAAUGAAAUUAUAUGUCAACCCUUUGUUUCUAAAGAAGCCAUUCAGAAGUUUGUAGAAGAUGUUAUUCGUAAAAAGACGGCUCAGGAAAAAGCAUUAGAUUUGGUGCACGAUGCGCUUAAUAUGAUUCGCCGUAUACAACGACGUCGUGCGUCUAUGCGGCGAACAGAGCUACUUAAGGAUUCUUCCACAAUAAAAUAUGCCGUGCGUUCUCAGAUCGACAAAGAAUAUAAUGAUGCUGUUGAGAGAUACAUAUCUAUCGCCGUUACUGGUAACUAUCUUAUCACCAGGCUUACAUUUCAUAUUUUCUUUUAA
Messenger RNA from Strongylus vulgaris, 481 nucleotides. Lineage: Eukaryota; Metazoa; Nematoda; Chromadorea; Rhabditida; Strongylidae. The record is from the annotation of a GenBank genome assembly.